AUGAAUUCUGGAGAUUACAACUCCAUAAAUCUAGAUGAAGUUGAAUUCGUCAUCGACGAAACACAAAGUGAUCCAUUCCAGGAUCAUAGUUCAUAUGUAGAGUUUGAAGACAUUUCAACCGAUUUCGGUAAUCCGGAAGGAGGUUUUGCUAGUAGAGAGGACAUGGAUGCUCAUGUAAGAUAUGUUGCUGGCUUGAGGAACGUUACUUUGGCAAUUCGUGAUUCGAAGGGAAAAGACGGCCGACGGCCCAAAGUUCGAUAUUUAUGUAGCCAAGGUGGCGGAUACAGACCAAAAAAGGUUACUGGAACUAGGUCCACUAAAACGACAAAAAAUAAUUGUCCAUUUUGGUUGGACGGAAUGGAGUACCCUGGAGGGCGCUGGUACUUUGAAGUCCGGGAGGGGAGACACAACCAUCCGUUCCCGUCUCAUGCUGUGGGAUCUCGUUUAGGUAAAAUAUCCCCUAUUCAACUUGAAGUUAUUAGGGAGCAAGAGAAUUUUAAUUUAAGCCCGAGUAAUAUGUUGGCGUCCAUGAAAAGGGCUGAUCCGGAGAACAAAUCGUGUCAGAAACAAGUUUACAAUGCUGUCAGUAAGGUGCGUGCCCAGAAAAGAGAAGGUCGGACCCCGAUGAAUAAUUUCAUCCAUUUACUCAGGCAAUUGAACUACAUGUACGACGUUCGGACUGCUGAUGAAUCUUCCGAACUUGGAGAUAUUGUUUUCUGCCACCCGGCUUCUUUUGUGAUGGUGAAUGCAUAUCCGGAAGUCAUGAUGAUUGAUUGUACGUACAACACCAAUGAGUAUGACAUGCCUCUACUAGAAGUGGUCGGUGCAACAAGUACGGACAAAACGUUCACUAUCGCCUACGCAUUCAUGCGAAAUGAGAGACAAGAAAACUACAGGUUUGUGUUACAGUUUAUCCGUACUUUGUGCGUUAGCCAAGUGACACCUAAUGUCAUUGUAACAGACCGAGAUUACGCCUUGAUGCAUGCUGUCGAGUAUGUUUUCCCGGAAUCCAGGCAUCAUUUGUGUCGCCGUCACAUUGAGCAAUGCGUGCUACAACGAGCACUGCAGCAACCUGGUUUUUUAAAAGAGGCGGCAGAAGGAUUUAAAUUUCGUUGGAAUUGGGCGAUAAGUGCACCGACCAUAGAUGACUUUAAUGAUAGAUGGGGACGUCUGGCAGCACAUUACUCGAAUUGGGGAGCAUUGUUGAACUACUGCAUUGACACAUGGAUUAGUCCGCAUUCCCAAAAAAUCCUGUCAGCUUACAUCGACCAUUAUUUUCACUUCGGAAGCUACACAACAAAUAGGUAA
Asparagus officinalis (garden asparagus) is the source of this 1308-nucleotide messenger RNA. Its product is annotated as PKS-NRPS hybrid synthetase CHGG_01239-like. NCBI's taxonomy places the organism in Eukaryota, Viridiplantae, Streptophyta, Magnoliopsida, Asparagales, Asparagaceae. The record is from RefSeq and is a predicted model, not a curated record. The transcript has 2 exons. Bases 1 to 1308 code for a protein of 435 amino acids. Gene Ontology annotation, biological process: regulation of DNA-templated transcription.